Rotaria sp. Silwood2 is the source of this 321-nucleotide messenger RNA. Lineage: Eukaryota; Metazoa; Rotifera; Eurotatoria; Philodinida; Philodinidae. The record is from the annotation of a GenBank genome assembly.
AUGGUAUCGAAUAUUAAUAAAACCAGAUUACCAUUAGGAUUGAAACCGUCAAACAGCACCACGUUAUCAUUUUCAUCAGGUUCAGAUGAAACGUUAUCACCAACAACAUCAAAUACUGAUAUAAGUCCAACACCAUCUUCAGCUAUUCAAUCUUCAUCAUCAUCAACUUUAUCAAAACAAAGCAAACCGUUUUCCAUCACAACCAUCUUAACAGAACAACAAAUGAUAACGAAAAAGACAAAGUCCAAAUCCAAGGCGACAAUCAUCAAAUCAAAUUAUUUAAAUUUGGCAAGUCAACAUGAAAUUUUUGUUUUUAGAUAA